AUGUCCAGCAGUGACGACGAUAUGGAGUAUUCCGACGAGGACGAGGAGUUAGGCCCUGUCCAGCGUAAAUGGCCUUUUGGAGGGAAGGGCAAGUCUGUUGACGUUCCGGCCCCCGUAGGCUCGGGCUGCCUGGAAAUUAACACAGUUCUGGCUCGAGCAAGUACCUUAGCUGGAGAAUAUACGUUUGGUGGGUUGGCAGACACGUUGCCUGCAAUUCCUGGACUCGUUGUCGAAGGAGUGGGGGCGAUCUCCGUUCCUCUAACAGAAGAAAACGCUGAGAAACUCAUUGCAAAAGCCGAAAAAUCUCCGUUUGGUCACAAUUUUGACACCAAAUUGGAUGAGAAUGUUCGCAAGAGCUGGCAGCUCUCACCAGACCAAGUUCAGUUCACGAAUACGCAGUGGCAGAUUGGAAUCGACAAACUUACCAAAAACAUUGCAGAACGUUUGGGCUACACCUCGAUCCCGAUGCAAAGUACUCUUUACAAGAUGCUGAUUUAUGGGGAAGACGGCCACUUCCUCAAGCAUCAAGAUACAGAGAAGGAGGAUGGAAUGGUGGCGACUUUGGUGGUCCAACUUCCCAGCACUCAUGAAGGAGGCGACUUGGUAAUUUAUCGAGGUGGGGAAGUAAAAUAUCGCCAUGAUUUCGGCAAAAAGGAGGGCACUUCUGGUUUCCUUCCCCACUACGCGGUUCACUAUGCCGACGCAGAACAUGCUUUGGAGAAGGUGACGAAAGGGGUUCGCCUUGUGCUCGUAUACUCAAUUUGCUUGCCACUGCACAUGCAGCAUAUGAAGAAGAAUAGCGACAAGCUUUUGAGUGACGAACUCGCUGAAGCCUACAGCAAAUUGGGGCUCGAGGAGUCUUUUGCGCUGCUGCUAUCGCACGAGUAUACGGAGAAGAGUAUUAGAGGCUUAGGCUCUGGUGCUUUGAAAGGUAUCGAUCGAUCGAGGUACGCAGCACUUGAAGACGCAAACUCCAUUGUCUCUGCCGACAAGAAGCUUCAGUUUUUUAUCGCUGAAAUGAAGCAUGAGAUUCAGUAUUACUCAAUUGACGGACGAGAGGAUACGACUACGUGGUACUCUACGACUGGACAGCGAUUUGGGACCACAAAAUCGACAACGAAGAUAAAUUUCUUGAAUCCAGGGAGCGAAAACUACUACGAGUUGUGGAGGACGCACGGCAGCUGCGAAAUGGAGGAGUACACAGGAAACGACGGUCCUACGAUGGAAACAACGUACUCUCGGUAUGCGGUCAUUGCGUGGCCUGGGGAGAAGGCAGUGGAAAAGACACUGGAGUGUAUCAAUUCACAAGCUGCGAUUCACAUUUUGCACAGUCAGAAGUCGGGUGGUGUCGAAGCGCUCCGUCGGUUAAUGGAAGCGCUUCAAUCGGAGCUGAAGGCAAAGAUUGGGCCUCAGCUGAUAGCUCCCGAGCUGUGUCAAGAGCUAUGUCAGCUGCUGGUGGAAGCUCGUGACGUGGGACUGGUCCAGCUGUUCAUUAGCGAGAUUUUCACAAAAAUAAGUUCUCUUCUGAGUGAGAAGACGGCCAUGGCUCCUGCCGUUGCCAAGCUUUUGCAGGCGUUUGAGUGGAAAGAAGUUGGUGAAGCUUUUCUAAACUCACUGGAUGCGCUUAGUAAUAAUGAUUCCAUGCUGAUGGCACUUCGCGUCGCCGACACUGUGACCAACGCACCCGCUCGGAAUGCUCUACUGCAACGAGCGGUUGAGAACGUAGCGGAACUUAAUGAUGAGCUGUUAAACGUACCGGGAGCUGUCGGAUUCCUGUGGAAAUUUGGUCUCGCGUUUGAAAACGUCGACUUUGAUGCUGUGGCAAAAGUUUUCAAGACUGCAGAUCCCAGUCGUCUGGGCCAAGUCAUUGAAGACGCUUCACCACAUUUGGACAAUGCAAAUCACUCGAGCGAUAUGUUUGCUGUCCUGGUAUCGAUUGCAUCCAAACGCAUCGCGUGGCUGCAAGAUAAAAUCCAAGGACUCGACAAGCCUUUCUCGUGGGAAAUGCCUGAGGCCGAGUUUGCUGUAAAUGCCAAGGUGCAGGAGUUCUUACGAGGCCCCGACAGUUCAAUGGUUACCAAGGACGUGGUGACUUUCAAGACGCUUCAAGGUGCCCGGAACUACGCUGCGAAAUGCUCACACAAAUACCAAGUGAAGGCUUCAUUUGUUAUGGAAGCUUCUGUACAAAAUGGUAUUGCUUUCGUGACUAUCACAAAAACAAAGUCAUGGUUCUCAGAGCAUCAGCACUUGUUGCUGCUGCAAAAGAAAGAGCUGGAUACUCUGAUGGACUGCUAUGAGGAGACAAUUGCCAGCACUGCAUCGAAAAAGCCACGUUUGGAGAAGUAA
Molecule: messenger RNA, 2346 nt
Organism: Phytophthora infestans T30-4
Lineage: Eukaryota; Oomycota; Peronosporomycetes; Peronosporales; Peronosporaceae
Exons: 2
Coding region: 1-2346 (781 amino acids)
Source: RefSeq, a predicted model, not a curated record